AUGAGUGAGCCGGCAUCGCAUACGAAGGAGCCCGCCAGCCGCAGUGGCAGCGGCGGUAGUGGCGGCAGCUACGUGCUCGUGUUCCGGGACUUUGUGCCUGCGAGGCGGGAGACGUCGCGGCGGUUUGUGGACGAGCACGGCGUGUACAAGCACGCGCACAAGACGGAGAGCUUUGCAUCGCUGAUGGACCGCGUGAACCGCUUCAUCGCAUCGGAGGGCGUCAAGGUCGUCAAUGUCGAGACACUGCAACUCCCAUACGCAGACGCAGCCGCCCUUACAGAGUACAAGUCCGAGCUGGCAUGCGACACGGGCGUGCAGACGAUGGUGCAAUGUGUGCGCCUGUGGUACAUGGCAGCAGCGGCUACUGACCCACACCUCCCAGAGGCAUAUGCAUGCCAGUUUGAUGAGAUCCAAGGCAGAGCCGUUCCUUCUGUGGAGGAACUCUAACCUAUG
Molecule: messenger RNA, 453 nt
Organism: Salpingoeca rosetta
Lineage: Eukaryota; Choanoflagellata; Craspedida; Salpingoecidae
Exons: 2
Coding region: 1-447 (148 amino acids)
Source: RefSeq, a predicted model, not a curated record